AUGCCGCACAGAGCAGAGACAGACACAGGUCAACUUCAUGCAUGCAACCUGUCUUUACGCGGCAACAGAGAUGCCUGCCGACAGGCUUUUCUUUUGCCAGACUUCCCCAUUGCCGGCUGCCUGCGCUCAACGUGGGGCGCAGUGACGAUGAUCGCGAGGUUCGUCAUCGCUGCUCAUUCUGCCGGCUCUCACCUACUUCGACUUUGCUCUGGUCAAUUGCUCUCGUCCUCUACGAUCUACCACCAACAACGCAUCUACGACACCACAAGCCCUGCCCCUCUGCUCCGUCUCCGCCUGGUUCGAGGGCCUCCAGCGAAGAUGAUGACGCAAUUGCCGCUGCAAACCACCGACGAUGCCCCUCCCGAUAUCGACAGCCUCAAUAGCUCCCAGCAUCGAGAGCCACGAAGAGGGCAGAACGAGACAGCCAGCGAGCAACCGGCAUCGGGAGCAUCCGAUUCUACACAGGACAAAGGCCCCGACAAGGCAAAGAUUGAGGCGAACAUGCAGCUGUUCGAGAAGUACAUCACCAUGGCAGAGGUGGAGGCAAGCGGGGACCGAUUGUACGACAAAUAUGGGAGGAAACCAAAAGAAUAA
This is a messenger RNA of Clonostachys rhizophaga, 594 nucleotides long. Lineage: Eukaryota; Fungi; Ascomycota; Sordariomycetes; Hypocreales; Bionectriaceae. The record is from the annotation of a GenBank genome assembly.